AGGAAGACACGUGUCAGCCAUGACCUCGGUCUUGGGGAGCAGCCGAGGGUCCGGGGGUCCCGGCAGCCAACUGAAAUGCAAGUCCAAACGGAGGAGGAGGAGGCGAUCCAAGAGGAAAGCAGAGAAUUCAGGGUGGGUUCACACCCUGCUCCCCCGGAUUUCCCAGCGGUUACAGGGGCGUUGUAACACCCAGCUCGCAACAUGGUUGGAGGCAACAGACAAUCGCCUUUCCAUGCAGUUAGAGCCACCACGUGAAAAAGUAAGCAUUUUGUCGACUUUCAUCGCACCCUUCAAGUAUUUAAGUCCCGGGGCAGCAAAUGUGGAAGAUGAAGACAAUUUAAGUACCAGCAGUGCAGAAGUGAAGGAGAACCGGAACAUUGGCAACUUGGAAGAUCAUCCAAUUACUUCUAAUGAAAGGUCAUGGGUAGGAGCUUCCAGGAUCAAAAGGAAAAGGCCUCUAGAAGAAGGCAACAGUGGGCAUUUCUGCAAACUCCAGCUCUUCUGGAAGAAAGUCUCAUGGUCAGUAACACCAAAGAAUGCUCUGGUCCAGCUACAUGAACUUAAACCAGGCUUACAAUACAAAAUGGUUUCCCAAACAGGCCCUGUCCAUGCUCCAGUAUUUGCAGUUGCUGUGGAAGUAAAUGGACUUACGUUUGAAGGCACUGGACCAACAAAAAAGAAGGCCAAAAUGAGAGCGGCAGAAUUAGCCCUCAAGUCUUUUGUCCAGUUCCCCAAUGCAUGCCAAGCUCACUUUGCCAUGGGAAAUUGUUUCAACCCUUCCACAGACUUUACAUCAGACCAAGCAGACUUUCCAGACACUCUGUUCAAAGAGUUUGAACCCUCUACGCACAAUAAAGACUUCUCAGUCUAUAACCCAGUUAAUAAUGAACUACUUUCUACAGCUUACCGACACGGAAGGCUAUUCUGCCAUACGUUAGACUUAAUGGGCCAUGCUAAACAAAACAAGCACAAGAUGGUGUCCACUGCUGAGAGUGAAAAGAACCCAGUGGUGUUACUCAAUGAAUUGCGUUCAGGACUGAGGUACGUCUGCCUUUCGGAGACUGUGGAGAAGCAGCAUAUCAAGAGUUUUGUGAUGGCUGUGAGAGUGGAUGGGAGAACAUUUGAAGGCUCGGGACGUAGCAAGAAGCUGGCUAAAGGUCAAGCAGCACAGGCUGCACUGCAGGCCCUCUUUAACAUUCGGCUGCCCAGUCACAUUCCCAGCAGGAGUAAAUGUAAUCAUUUGCCACAGGAAUUUGCUGAUUCCGUGCAUCGAAUAAUUACACAGAAGUUUCAAGAGGUGACAGAGAACUGUGCUGCCAUCCAUGCACAUCACAAAUCCCUGGCAGGAAUUGUAAUGACCAGAGGUUUGGACAUUCGGCAGGCUCAGGUUAUUGUGUUGACUACAGGUACCAAAUGCAUAAAUGGAGAAUAUCUUAAUGACCAAGGCCUUGUGGUCAACGAUUGUCACGCAGAAAUUGUGGCAAGAAGGGCCCUCAUUCACUUCCUUUACUCACAGCUGGAGCUGCACCUGAGCAAACGACGAGAAGAUGGUGAACGAUCAAUCUUCGUACGGUUAAAAGAGGGAGGCUACAGACUCAAAGAGAACAUUCUGUUCCAUCUGUAUGUGAGCACUUCACCCUGCGGAGAUGCACGCCUCAAUUCCCCCUAUGAAAUCACAACUGACUUGAAUAGCAUCAAGCACAUAGUACGAAAAUACCGUGGGCAUCUUCGAACAAAGAUCGAAUCUGGGGAAGGAACUAUCCCAGCUCGAUGUCCCAGUGCAGUGCAGACAUGGGAUGGGAUGUUAUUGGGGGAGCAGCUAAUCACAAUGUCCUGCACAGACAAAAUUGCCAGGUGGAACGUUCUCGGGUUGCAAGGUGCUCUCCUUAGCUACUUCAUCGAGCCAGUGUAUUUGCAUAGCAUUAUUGUGGGAAGCCUCUCUCACACUGGUCACCUUUCACGGGUAAUGAGCCAUAGACUAGAAGAUGUUGGCCCAAUGCCAGCCUCAUAUCGGCGGAAUCAGCUGCUCCUGAGCGGAGUGAGUAAUGCUGAGAUACAGCAGACAGGGAAAUCACCCAGUUUCAGUGUGAAUUGGAUAGUGGGAGCCUCAGACCUGGAGUUCAUUAAUGCAACGACAGGAAAAAGAAACUGCGGGAGUUCUUCACGACUCUGCAAACACAUGUUUUACACACGAUGGGCAAAGCUUUAUGGAAAGCUGAGCACACGGAUACUAAGCCAUGGAGAUGUGCCGUCAGUGUACAGUGAGGCCAAGUUAGUGGCACACACGUACCAGUCCGUCAAGCAGCAGCUGUUCAAAGCAUUUCAGAAAGCUGGCCUGGGCAUUUGGGUGAAAAAGCCCCCAGAGCAAGAUCAGUUCCUACUAACUGUGUGAAUCAUCCAGCACCUCUGUGACAUGACCCCAUCAAAUUGACUGUAGAGAGAAGGGCAGGUACGCAGCAGGAGACGAGAGCGUGACGAAUGCAGUCUGAGACUUACCUCCAGGAGAAGUAUCUCAGCUCAGUUGCGAAUCCUGUAUUGGAAAAUGGGUUAAGUAUAAGAUGUGUCCUGAUUAAUGCACUGAACUUGACUUUAGGAAACUGCUUUUCCAUGCCCAUCCCUUCUCAAGGAUGUACAAGCCCAGGUUACAAAAAUGACCUUCACUGUUUGUUCCUUGUUUGUAGCACAUUACAUAUUGCUGUAAUUAUCCAAGUGACAUUUGUCUUUUGGGCAAAAACAAGGUCCUGCGUCUGGCUAAAACAAAACAAAAAAAAUGGGGAAACCCCAAAUUGUGUUCCCCUCCAUUGUUGUGCAAUAAUGUUGAAGAACAAGACAUGUUUCUAGGUAGCAAAGACAUGCAGGCACUUUUGGAAUCAGUGUGCUCAAAAAUGCAAAAGGUGAGCACUAUGUGUUUAAAGAAUAGGGAGAUUGCUGCCUACACUCUUGUGAUUACAUCCCAAGACACCUGUUGCUCCAGAAAGAGAAAAUAGGAGAGCUCUGAGUAAAAGCUGCUGCCUGCAAGUAUGCAUUAAAGGUUUCUGGGCACUUACUUCUGAGCAGAAUAUUUUUUUAAAAAAACCAGCAAGAAAAAUGUUGGCUGUAAUAGAAAUAUAGUUCCAGGACUUGUUGCUUGUACAUGGUGGCUAGAUCCAGUCCCACCCACUAUUGAGGUGCCACUAUCUGAAACUUGGGAAACAAAGAACAGAGACACUUGCAAACCUCACCCAACAUAGGACCAAAAAAAAAGCACACAAAAUCACUGAAAGUUACAAAUUUACAAAGCACCUAUUGCACAACAUACAGCACCAGAUCUAUUGCACAAAGCAUCCCAUUGUCACCCACUAGGCUUUGGGCAUGCUCAGUUUCAAGAACAGUGGAGUAUAGCCAACCAUAACCUCAAGUGAGUAACCUCUUUGUACCACAAAGAGACACCAAUGGUUCCAUUCUUCCUCAAAGCCCAGGCAUACAGGAGACAUUUGCAGUUCUGGGAAGGAGGGUGGUAUUUUUCCAAGAACUACAGAUUUGCUUUCCAGUCAUGAUAAGAACAAAGCGUAUUGCAUGGGGUGGAUUGUACUCCAUAUGUGUAAAUUUUGACAGCAUAUAAUAGGAGAGGUUCUGUGCAACCCACAGUUCUGAUGCAUACAACUAAACUCUGGUUUAAAGGAUACUCAGCAGGCUUCCAUUCUGGAAGCUGUACCAGUUAUGUGAAAACUAUCUUCUGAACAUCAGAUAUUAAAGCCAUUCAACAUUCCAAAUCUAAUUUAACAAGUGAAGUAGAGCCAGUUGGUGCAAAAAAUUAAAACUGCUACAACCUAGGGGGAGAAUGUGCUUCUUUAGUCACCACUGGGUCAACAAUGGGUGAUGAGAAAGGUGAUGGUGAAUUGUCAAAAAAAAUCCCUUUGCUCUGCUGCUGUUUUUGUGUGGAUGGAGACAAUUCCAUAGCAUUUCCCCAUGCCUAGCUUGGGACGAGGGAAUUUCUCAGCCUUUUCUCUGACUUCUGGGAGGGAAAGGACCAACUACUCACUGCCCUCUCACCAGCACCUGAGCCAGAAUCUUGUUGGAGUACUGUGUUCCCAUACAAAACAAUGCGCAAACCAUUGCAUUUGCUGAAAGGUGGCAUGGGGCAUCCCCUGGUAGAGGCAUUUGUUCCACAAGCACGCACAUGUGCACGUGCGCACACACACACACAUACAUACACACAGCACUUUUUCUUUUGACUUAGUGGGCAAUUGUUGCUCAAGGGAUUCAUUGUGUAAUUGCUUGUGCAACCGUAGGAUCUGGUGUAACUCCACUGGCAUAUAUUUACAGUAUGCCAAAAGUAUAUAGGAUCUGGACCUUGGAACUGGCAAGAGAAAUCCUAGUUACAUCAGAAUAAAUGGUCUGCACAUCCCUUCUGUCUCCUGUAUGUUCCUUAGAUCCAGAAUUCAGCUUCUUGCUAAUCUCUGCUUGCUUAGAUUUUUUUUUUAAAGCAAAGCUGUUUCUUGCCCUAACUUCUAUGAAGAUAGAUUGAAAGUGUGCAGGCAAUGCCCACAAAAAAUCUUAGAAAUCAGAUAAGAGAAGGGCUGAGUGGGAUUUCCUUUUAUCAGAGAAAGGGUCCACACAACUGUGAUGAUUGUUCCAGAUGCACAAUAAUUUAUGCAAAAUAAAUAUGACAUUGUCCUAUUAAGAACUGGAACUAAAGCAUCCCUGUGGACCCAUUCAUGGGGAGCACAGCUGCUUGUGAACCAAGCCUUCCUUGGAGACAUCCGCAGCCUCCCAAUUCCCAUGAUGGCAUUGGCUGACGGAUGCAUAUGCAGUUCUUUCUCCGUGUGACUACAUCCUUGGGGCAGUUGGGGUGCACCAUCUGGAGCUCUUUUGUAACAUGCUGGACUAUUCCCAUCGGUCAGGGCAUACCGUGUGGAAAGUUUUUGUAAUGAGCAGAUUAGCUCCACAGUUAUUUACGCCAUCGAAAAUUGCUACUUAGGAUCCCCAAAGAGAAAUGUUAGGGACACUCUGUACAAUUUAGUAUUAACCUCUACCCAAACUUUUGUCUACCUUUGCUCAGAGUUUUGGAAAGCUCCUUGUUGGGGCGACUACAGCUUCCAGAAUGCCCUGAAUGGCAUGGACAUAGGCCAAGGAGGCUGGGCCAUCUGAGUACUGUAGCCUCCAAGAAGGAACUUCUGCAAGCUCUCGUUUCACUUUGUUUUUCAAAUCACAGGAUUUGCGGGUAUCGAACUACUGUUUUCUUUUUAAACUUGUAGUUUUAAUGAAAUGUGUGUAUAUUAACAUGCUGCUCCUGAGCUGUGAUCUGUCUUGGUGUUUCUGGUUAGAGCUGUCCAACUGCAUUACUUUUCAAACACAAGCACACACACCCCAUCCCCUCGCUGCACACUCUCACUGCCUCUCCCAUAGAAUCUACCUGACACUCCACCUCUUUCUUGCCCGUAAAGUUAGAUGCUCUUAUAUAAGAUUUGGAGAGCCAUAUUCAGUAAAUGCAUUUGUUUAUUAAUGCCCACACAAUAGUAAUAGCUACAGUAUUUUGAUUAAAUUUUUAUUUUUUAGAUUAAAUUGCAAGAUGUAUCUAUAGUGUCUUGUACAAAGAAAUUAUUGUGAUAAACUAGAAUUUUUAAAUUAGAUUUAAAAAAACAACUCUCUCCCCUUACCGAGAUGUUUUCAAUAAAUAAUACAUUCCAUUAUUAACUACCAAAAAAGCUCCUUAGACUAGAAAUAGUAAAAGACCUGAAUUUGCUUCAAUAAGGUAGGAAUGACAAAUAUAUUAGCUAGCAAGUGUCUAAUUUCUGAAAUGAGAUAUGCCAGGUCUUAAGUCUUCAGAAGGUCAUGUGAAUCAUUUCAUUCCUUAUUCCAAGGUGUGGAGUUUAGGUGUAGUGGGGAGAGAAUGAUUUGGGGCAGAAUCCAGAGAAAGUGAGAAUCGAAGGUUGUUGAAAUGAAUGAAAUCACAAUACUUAACUUGUGUCUUAUGCAGUCCAAUCCUAUGCAUGUUUAAUUGGAAGUAAUUUCUACUGAUAUUUGCUUCAAAGUACAGUAAAGGCACACAGGGUUGCAGUUUAAAUCCCACUGAUUUCGGUGAAUCACCAAUGCACCAAUCUGCAUGUUCUUAAAUUUCACCUGGUUCCAAAUGCACAUAGAUGGUCACAUUCAAAUGUUCCCUCAUCUCCCAGCUCUUGCAAAACAAAACAAAAAUUCCCCACACAUCAACAGAAGAUUCAAAACUUUCUCAUUCCUCUACUAGAUUUCCAUGCACAGGGGUGAGUUGUUUUAAAUGUGUGGGAGAAGGAACCAGUCCCUCACAACGAUGUGUUCUAGUCCAAAGAAGGUCAAAGUAGGUCCUAGGCAUAUAGAUAAUCUCGGGGGAUCUAUUUUAGUGGCACCUUAGACCAGGGAGUUCUACCUGGGUGAGACACUCACUGGAACACCAUUGGCCACUCACAAUUAGGCUCACUGACCUACCUCACAAUGUCAUUGUGAGGUUAAAAUUAUGGGUCAAUCAGUGGACCAUGGAGGAGCUCUAUGGAAGGAAAGUCAGAAUAUGAUGAUAAUCCUCACUGCUGCUUAGCCUUGAAAACAGUUUCCAGAGUCAAAACUGCAGGUAGACCACAUUAAAGCUUCAGCUGGUGCCAUUUUACUUAUUAAUGUGACUUUUCCAAACUGCCCUUUGCACAGAUGGCUCAGGAAAAAGCAAACUGCUGCAGCCUUUCCUAGCUUUUUAAAACACUACUGUAAGCCCUGGAGUACUUGGUGUUACUGUUGGUUGGUCCCUUCAGAGUCUGAAAAUCUACCCCAGAGUUCACUUUCCCAUGUAAUGUCUUGACAUGUUCCAGUGGCACCCAUUCCCGGUUUCAUAUCCCCAUUUCCUGAAGCACAGGAGAAUGACACCUCAGCCGGAAUUCUACAAAGGGAAGACAGUGUACAUAGCGAGCAUGAGUGAAUGGCAAUACUGUACGAAUGGAUGUACAUUUGUAAGAUUUGUACAAACAGAUGAACAAAAAAAAUCUGAAUUUACAGGUGUGAAUUUGCUGCUAAGUUCUGUAAAUUGCACUUCAGUGAUAUCUGAUAAGUGAAUGUUUCUGUUAUAAGUGAAUAAAAUGCCAAGAGGAAAAAAACAUCCUGUGCUGCCUUUUAUUGUUUCCUGAACUUUAUUCAUUCUGGCUCCAAACUAAG
This is a messenger RNA of Sceloporus undulatus (fence lizard), 7155 nucleotides long. RefSeq names its product adenosine deaminase RNA specific B2 (inactive) (gene ADARB2). The record is from RefSeq and is a predicted model, not a curated record. The transcript is spliced from 11 exons. Gene Ontology annotation, cellular component: nucleolus; cytoplasm. The coding region runs from base 20 to 2392 and encodes 790 amino acids. Gene Ontology annotation, molecular function: tRNA-specific adenosine deaminase activity; double-stranded RNA binding; double-stranded RNA adenosine deaminase activity. Gene Ontology annotation, biological process: RNA processing; adenosine to inosine editing. NCBI's taxonomy places the organism in Eukaryota, Metazoa, Chordata, Lepidosauria, Squamata, Phrynosomatidae.